CGUCACCACGACGCCAUUUUGAUUCGAAAUUUAUGACUUGAGUUUUUCCUGCCUUGCUUGCUAAACUUAGCCGCGCGUUGAGUAUCUUUGUGCGUGAGUCCAAAUCAUACAUGUACAUAUAAAAUAAUACGUGUUGCUAACAAUGCCAAGAAGUAAUUAAUGCGGGCGGGUCGGGGACUGAACUGUUUCUACAUUCAGAAGUGCUCAACGUUAGCCAAGUUGAGCUAGUUGAUGUUAGCCUUGUGCAGUCUGAACCAUUUUCAAAACAAACCACUCAGGCUAACGGAUGCUAGACCAGCGCAGCUAGCUAGCAGUUAGCUUGUGACCUAGAGCUGCCUGUUUCUCGAUAAAUCAACUAAAGUUUAACAGAGAAGAAAGGAGCAGAGCGGGAGCUUCAGUCAAAGGUUAUGGUGAGCCUCGCUGUGCAUCAUCUCCCAAAGAGACCUGUGUUUUAAGAAAAGACCCAUGCUGAUAAAUGCAACGCCUUGUCACAGUCUCUGUUGUCUGCACAAACACCAAUGCCUGCCUGCCUGUGGGGGAGGUCUGAUUAAAGAUAUCCACAUUUCGUCCACUGGGCUGAGCCCCCCAUCCCAGCGGUCAUCAUGUUUUGGAAGUUUGACCUGCACACCACCUCCCACAUCGACCAGUUGCUGGAUAAGGAAGACGUGACGUUGAGAGAGCUGAUGGAGGAAGACGACAUCUUACAGGAGUGCAAGGCCCAAAACAGACGGCUGCUCCUCUUUCUCUCCCAGGACCACUGCAUGCAGGAGCUCGUCAGCCUCAUCACCACAGAGCCCCCUACUGACCUCGAGGAGAAGAGCCGCUUCAAGUUUCCUAAUAUAGCUUGUGAGCUACUGACCUCAGAUGUGUCGGUUAUAAAUGAUAAGCUCGGUGGGGAUGAAUCCCUCCUUGAGACACUCUACAAAUUCCUGGAUCAGGACUCGCCCCUCAAUCCUUUACUCGCCAGCUUCUUCAGUAAAACCAUCGGCAAUCUCAUUGCCAGGAAAACAGAACAGGUGAUCACAUUUUUAAAGAAAAAAGAAGGCUUUAUUGGUUUGGUGCUUAAAAACAUAGAUGCCUCUGCCAUGAUGGACCUGCUUCUUCGCCUGAUCAGUUGUGUGGAGCCUGCACCUUUAAGGCAGGAGGUGCUUCAUUGGCUGAAUGAAGAAAAGCUGGUACAGAGACUCAUAGAACUUAUCCAUACUGGCAAGGAUGAAGAGAGACAAUCAAAUGCGUCCCAAACCCUCUGUGACAUCAUCCGCCUCAGUCGAGAUCAGGCCAAUCAGAUGCAGGAUAACAUGGAGUCUGACCCGCUAUUGACCGUGCUGGAGUCGCAGGAAACUGUAACGGGGCUUCUCAAAAAUAUGUUUGAGGGCGAGAGGAGUGAGGCCUCCAUUGUUAAUGGAACUCAAGUGCUACUUACCUUAUUGGAGACCAGGAGGUCUGGGUUGGAAGGGUUAAUGGAUCUGUAUUCUCAGGGUUACGAAAGGUCUUACACUGUCAGCAGCAGUAUAUUAAAUGCCAUUGAGCCCCACUUAAAGGACUUCCAGCAGCUUCUUCUUGACCCCCCUAAGAAAAGUGCAAUAUUGAUGACUGUUGGCAUCCUGGAGCAGCCGCUGGGGAAUGCCCGCCUCCAUGUUGCACGGCUUGUGGCUGCCCUGCUGCAGACCAACUCACCCAGCAUCUGUCAGGAGCUCUGCAAUCUGGCCACCAUGGAUCUACUGCUGGAUCUGUUCUUCAAAUAUUCCUGGAAUAACUUUUUGCACCUUCAAGUGGAGCUGUGCGUGGCGGCCAUUCUGAACCAGCCUUCGUCAGACGAGCGGCCGAGCUUGAACCUCCAGAACCACGGCGGCCCUCCACCAGCCUCCAGCGCUGAAGGGGAGGCGGAGCAGAAGGACACACAGAGCGAGUCCCAAACGUCGGCGCAGAACGCCCUGGUGGCUCAUCUUUUCCAGAAGUGUCGGCUUGUUCAGAGGAUCCUGGACGCUUGGGAGGAGAACGAUAAAAUCCAGGCGGAGGGCGGCGCCAGGAGAGGAAACAUGGGGCAUCUUACUAGAAUUGCUAACAUGGUGGUCCAGAACCUGGAGAAGGGACCGGUGCAGGCCCAGAUGGCCGACCUGAUCAAAGAGCUGCCUGAAGACUGCAGAGGUCGCUGGGAGAGCUUUGUGGAUGAAACCCUGAGAGAAACCAACAGGAGGAACACGGUGGAGCUGGUCAGCACCCACAACAUCCACUCGUCCAGUGAAGACGACGACUUCCCCAACGAUCUGUCUCUGCAGCAGACCUUCUCAGAGUAUCAGAUCCAACAGAUGACUGCCAACUUUGUGGAACAGUUUGGUUUCCAUGACGAGGAGUUCAGUGAACACGACGAAAACAUCAACGCCGCCUUUGACAGAAUUACAGAAAUCAAUUUCUCUCUAGAUGCUGAUGAUAAUAGUGCCAAUGCCGCUGCUUUUGAAGAAUGCUGUAAAGAAAGAAUCCGUCAGUUUGAUGAUGCUGAAGAGGAGGAAGAGGACAUCUGGGAGGAGAAGGAGAUCAACUAUGCAACACAAGCUAAAUCCAGAACAAGGUUCGGGGCGUCUCAGGCCUCAGCAGAAGAGUCCAGGGGCCGAGUGGAGAACGGCGGUCAGGAGCAGGACCCUGGAUCCCCAUCAGACGAGGACGAAGACUCUAAGCAGAGCUCAGCAGACGCAGCUCCAGGCUGGACGGCAAAUUUCCGGGACUCUGGAGGGACCGCUCCGGCCCCCGCGCCAACAGGCUGGGAGAGCGCCGCUUCUGAGGAAGCGGAGACGAAAGGUACAGGCUGGGCCAACUUCACAGAGUUCCAGCCUUUCAGCGGUACCGAGCCCAGAUGCAGCUCUCCUGUAGACGGCGGAGAACCCGAGAAACAAGCCAAACAGAACCACCUGCAGGACGAUGUCGGUGCCUCCUCAGACGUUUCUCCUCCAGGAGGAGGAACAAACGCUCCAGCUGUGGCCUCAGACAGCAACUCCUCUGGAGGAGCCCAAGGUGAAGCUAAAGAUCCUCCUGCUGCUGCAGCAGCAAUCCCCUCUGAAAUGACGGCCACCAAACAGACGGCUGACCUCAAAAGCGAGGAGUGUCCGGUUUCCCUGGAGACGCUCUCUCUAUCGGAUCCUCCCCCAGCCUCGCCGCAGCUUUCCGAGGACUCGCCUGUAAACACGCAGCCCGACAGGAAAGAGGACUCUGCGCAGACCCAGGAAGUGUCUGUCAACGGGCCGGUGUGAGGACGGCACGCCCAGAACGCCAUCAGCGGCGGCGCCGCGGCGUCGGCCUCCUCCAGAGUGACUCUACUUAACAGCCUCACUGCAGCUUCAGUGUUUUACUGGAUCACUCUGCCACCUUAUUGGACCUGGACACUGCCACCUAACUACCAAUUGGAGGGGGGGGGGGGGGGGGGGGGGGUGCAGCAGACCCAGCUGAGGAAACCCACCCCCACCCCACCCCCAGAUGUUGCACACAGACGAGUGCAGCUUUAAUGUAGCAGCGACCUUGGACCUGAAGGAGAACAUCUUUUUAACGCCUGAAGGUUUCCUCCUCCUUUCAACUGAUUGGAUUUUCUAGGCGGCGCCGGGAAGAUGGCCGCCCGCCCGCCCGCCUUCUAACCAUAAACACCACAUUUUAUUUUAAAACCACGUUUCUCCAGCUUAAAAAGCACUUCUGUCGGCUGUAUGUGAAGCACAAUGUUCAUCUCCGCUGGCCGUCUCAUCUGUCCUCCAUCUUUCUUUGGUUGUUGGUAAUGAGGGGGCGGGGCUUGAACCGUGCUCUAAUAGUAUUACUGUUUCUGCUCAUGUGCAAUAAUGUUGGUUUCCCAUUUUAUUUUAAAAAUUAGAAAAGUUUGAGCAUUUUUUAAAGAAUCAGUUGAGCCUGGAUUUAGGCGCCAAAUUAGGAUCUAAUCUCAGCUUCUGUUUCAGAUUUUUAUCUCUUUUGUAUUUUAGUGCAUGUUUAUCAGGUUCUCUGUUGACCUAGCUAGUGAGCUAAGACCUUCUGAUUGUAUUGAAUUUAAAAGAUCUGAUUGCUUUCCCCCACAAAUCAACCAAACAUUAUCUACCUAUAUACAAAUAUUAUCUCCAUCUAGAAGUCAUGUCUGUUCCUUUUCGCUCUCUUCUUGUCGCCACCGAGCACUUCCUGGGCGGGGGGGCCGUCUCACGCUGUCGGCUCUGUUUUCUGCUUUUAAAGCUCCUUUCUGUGUUCAAGCAGCUGAAUGAAAGGAGCUCCUCUGCGUUCUCCUCCAGUCAUCAGCUUCUAUGAUUGCUGUUUAAAGCAAAACAACUAAACCGUUGGAAUUAAAGCAUCUGGUUUACCACUUUAAUACCAAA
Molecule: messenger RNA, 4337 nt
Organism: Cyprinodon tularosa
Lineage: Eukaryota; Metazoa; Chordata; Actinopteri; Cyprinodontiformes; Cyprinodontidae
Gene: ppp6r2a
Product: protein phosphatase 6, regulatory subunit 2a
Exons: 24
Coding region: 603-3245 (880 amino acids)
Cellular component (GO): cytosol; nucleus
Molecular function (GO): protein phosphatase regulator activity; protein phosphatase binding
Source: RefSeq, a predicted model, not a curated record